Molecule: messenger RNA, 639 nt
Organism: Aspergillus niger
Lineage: Eukaryota; Fungi; Ascomycota; Eurotiomycetes; Eurotiales; Aspergillaceae
Exons: 8
Coding region: 1-639 (212 amino acids)
Source: RefSeq, a predicted model, not a curated record
AUGGAUCACGGCGAAGGGAUAAAAACAAGGAGGUAUAAGAGUGUGGAUGCUCAACAGACGUCAAGUCGUGAGGAUGGUUACGAGGCAACAACGGUCAUAGUAUGCGAUCUAGGGUGGAUCUCCGUUGAGGUCGCUGGGGUUGACGUCGGAGAAACACGCGUUGGUGGCUGCCAGGUACAGGACCACCGCAGGGACAAUGAAUUUCAGGGGAGUAACGAGAUGACAGGAGGAGAAGAAGGCGGUAUGUCCCGGGGGUUGGGGAGAGGAGGGACGAGGGGAGAACGAGUUGAUGGCAGAAAAGGAAGAGAAAGAAGCAAAAGGAUCGAAAGGGAAGAGAAGGAGGAAGAGGAGAAGCAAAUGAGUGAAAAGGAACCACUUGAAGUGGUGGUGGUGGUGGGUGGUGGGUGUGUGGAAGUGGAAGGGUGCUGGGCUGUGAUGCUUAUGCCCACUCACUCCCCGGCUCUUACUGCCACGGUUCACAUGGGUGACCCUCAUCCUCAUCUCCCUCACCACUUAGCAUCAACGAACAUCCACAUCAGAAGUCUAGCCCGCCAUCGCACCGGCCGGAACACUCCUCUCUGGCGUGGAACGAACGCAAUUUACCAGACCAGCGAGCGGCACACCAGCCAUUGUCAAUAG